AUGGUUAGCAUACCUCAGAAUAUAAGUCGACUAUCGACUCGUUGCUUCUCAACAACAUCAAGAUCAUUAGCUGGUCAGAAUUUAACUGAAAAAAUUGUUCAAAAAUAUGCUGUUGGUUUACCGCAAGGUAAAAUUGUUAAAUCUGGUGAUUAUGUUUCAAUUAAACCUGCUCAUUGUAUGUCUCAUGAUAAUUCAUGGCCAGUUGCUUUAAAAUUCAAAGGUCUUGGUGCUAAAUCAAUCAAAGAUAAUAGACAAGUUGUUAUGACUUUAGAUCAUGAUGUUCAAAAUAAAACUGAAAAAAAUUUAACAAAAUAUUCAAAUAUUGAAAAUUUUGCUAAAGAUCAAGGUGUGGAUUUUUAUCCUGCUGGUAGAGGUAUUGGUCAUCAAAUCAUGAUUGAAGAAGGUUAUGCAUUUCCUUUAAAUAUGACCGUUGCUUCUGAUUCUCAUUCAAACACUUAUGGUGGUGUUGGUGCUUUAGGUACACCAAUCGUUAGAACAGAUGCUGCUUCGAUUUGGGCCACUGGUCAAACUUGGUGGCAGAUUCCUCCAGUUGCUAAAGUGGAAUUGAAAGGGAAAUUACCAAAAAAUGUCACUGGUAAAGAUGUUAUCGUGGCACUAUGUGGUGUUUUCAACAAUGAUGAAGUUUUGAAUCAUGCUAUUGAAUUCACUGGUGAAUAUUUAAAUGAACUUCCAAUCGAUUAUAGAUUAACCAUUGCCAAUAUGACCACUGAAUGGGGUGCUUUAUCUGGUUUGUUCCCUGUUGAUGAAACUUUAAUCAAUUGGUAUCAAGAUAGAUUGAAAGUUUUACCUCAACCACAUCCAAGAGUUAAUCAACAAACUGUCCAAGAUUUGAUUGAUCAUAAACAAGCUGCAGAUUCAGAUGCUUAUUAUGCUAAACAUUUAGUAUUGGAUUUAAGUACUUUAUCACCAUACAUUUCUGGUCCAAAUUCUGUUAAAGUUUCAAAUUCAUUAGCUGAUCUUUCAAACCAAAACAUCCCAAUUAAUAAGGCAUAUUUAGUUUCAUGUACAAAUUCUCGUCUAAGUGAUAUUAAAGCUGCUGCUGACGUGGUUAAAGGUCAUAAAAUCGCUAAAGGUGUUGAAUUUUACAUUGCUGCUGCUUCAUCAAAUGUUCAAAAAGAUGCUGAAGAUGUUGGUGCUUGGGAAACUUUAUUAGAAGCUGGUGCUAUCCCAUUACCUGCUGGUUGUGGUCCUUGUAUCGGUUUAGGUACUGGUUUGUUAAAAGAAGGUGAAGUUGGUAUCUCUGCAACAAAUCGUAAUUUCAAAGGUAGAAUGGGUUCAAAAGAUGCCUUGGCUUAUUUAGCAUCUCCUGAAGUUGUUGCUGCUAGUGCAGUUGGUGGUAGAAUUUGUGGUCCUGAAGAAUUGGAUGGUUCUCCAGUUAAUGGUGCUUCAGGUAUCAAGACCGAAAUUAUCAUUCCAGAAAAACCAACAAGUGAGGCUGAAGCAACCACUGGUGGUGUUGAAGUCUUGCCAGAAUUCCCAAAAUCAAUUGAAGGUGAAUUAAUCUUGUGUGAUGCUGAUAAUAUUAACACUGAUGGUAUUUACCCAGGUAAAUAUACUUACCAAGAUGAUGUUUCAAGAGAAAAAAUGGCUGAAGUUUGUAUGGAAAAUUAUGAUGCUGAAUUUGGUGCUAAAACACAUGCUGAUGAUAUCAUCAUUUCAGGUUUCAAUUUCGGUACAGGUUCUUCAAGAGAACAAGCUGCUACUGCAAUUUUAGCUAGAGAUAUGAAAUUAGUUGUUGCUGGUUCAUUUGGUAACAUUUUCUCAAGAAAUAGUAUUAAUAAUGCCUUGUUGACUUUAGAAAUCCCAGAUUUAAUCAACAUGUUGAGAGAAAAAUAUAAAGAUGCUCCACAAGAAUUAACUAGAAGAACUGGUUGGUUUUUAAAAUGGGAUGUUGAAACUGCCACUGUUACUGUUAGAGAUGGUAAAGAUGGUGAAAUUGUUUUACAACAAAAAGUUGGUGAAUUAGGUGCAAAUUUGCAAGAAAUUAUUGUUAAAGGUGGUCUUGAAGGUUGGGUUAAGUCACAAUUGUGA
Molecule: messenger RNA, 2052 nt
Organism: Hansenula anomala
Lineage: Eukaryota; Fungi; Ascomycota; Saccharomycetes; Phaffomycetales; Wickerhamomycetaceae
Gene: LYS4
Product: homoaconitate hydratase LYS4
Exons: 1
Coding region: 1-2052 (683 amino acids)
Biological process (GO): L-lysine biosynthetic process
Molecular function (GO): homoaconitate hydratase activity; 4 iron, 4 sulfur cluster binding
Source: RefSeq, a predicted model, not a curated record